Molecule: messenger RNA, 1122 nt
Organism: Haliotis rubra (blacklip abalone)
Lineage: Eukaryota; Metazoa; Mollusca; Gastropoda; Lepetellida; Haliotidae
Product: ovarian abundant message protein-like
Exons: 2
Coding region: 1-1122 (373 amino acids)
Source: RefSeq, a predicted model, not a curated record
AUGAACCUCUCAUCAGUGACAGGUCUUCUCUCUUUCAGUGAUGAACCUCCCAUCAGUGAACUUCUGUCUUCUCUCCCAUCAGUGACAGGUCUUCUGUCUUUGAUGUGUUUGAUGAACCUCCCAUCAGUGACAGGUCUUCUGUCUUUGAUGAACCUCCCAUCAGUGACAGGUCUUCUGUCUUUGAUGAACCUCCCAUCAGUGACAGGUCUUCUGUGUUUGAUGAACCUCCCAUCAGUGACAGGUCUUCUGUGUUUGAUGAACCUCCCAUCAGUGACAGGUCUUCUGUCUUCUGUCUUUGAUGAACCUCCCAUCAGUGAUGAACCUCCCAUCAGUGACAGGUCUUCUGUGUUUGAUGAACCUCCCAUCAGUGACAGUGACAGGUCUUCUGUCUUUGAUGAACCUCCCAUCAGUGACAGGUCUUCUGUCUUUGAUGAACCUCCCAUCAGUAACAGGUCUUCUGUGUUUGAUGAACCUCCCAUCAGUGACAAGUCUUCUGUCUUUGAUGAACCUCUCAUCAGUGAGAGGUCUUCUCUCUUUGAUGAACCUCCCAUCAGUGACAGGUCUUCUGUCUUUGAUGAACCUCCCAUCAGUGACAGGUCUUCUGUCUUUGAUGAACCUCCCAUCAGUGACAGGUCUUCUGUGUUUGAUGAACCUCCCAUCAGUGACAGGUCUUCUGUCUUUGAUGAACCUCUCAUCAGUGACAGGUCUUCUGUGUUUGAUGAACCUCCCAUCAGUGACAGGUCUUCUGUCUUUGAUGAACCUCCCAUCAGUGACAGGUCUUCUGUCUUUGAUGAACCUCCCAUCAGUGACAGGUCUUCUGUCUUUGAUGAACCUCCCAUCAGUGACAGGUCUUCUGUGUUUGAUGAACCUCCCAUCAGUGACAAGUCUUCUGUCUUUGAUGAACCUCUCAUCAGUGAGAGGCCUUCUCUGACAGGUUUGAUGAACCUCCCAUCAGUGACAGGUCUUCUGUCUUUGAUGAACCUCCCAUCAGUGACAGGUCUUCUGUCUUUGAUGAACCUCCCAUCAGUGACAGGUCUUCUGUGUUUGAUGAACCUCCCAUCAGUGACAGGUCUUCUGUCUUUGAUGAACCUCCCAUCAGUGACAGGUCUUCUGUCUUUCUGA